GCGGCGCGGAGAUACCGCAGCCUCCCCGAGCCUCGAGUCCCGCCUGGGACAGCAGCAGGCAGCGCCCGGCCACCUGGCCACCGCACCUCGGCCCCGCCAAGCCGCCGUCGCCGCGCCGGGGGCACCGCCAGCCAUGGCCGCGCCGCUGGAUCCGCAAGAUGAGCUGCUGCCGCUGGCUAGCCCCGGGUCCCAGUGGUUCGGGGACCGGGGAGAGGGGGAGGACGAAGCGGUGACGCCGAAUGGGGCCAAGCCGGCGCCUCCGGCGGGGGAGCCCGGCGGGGGGUUGGGCGCCGGGGCCGGGGCAGCGCCGCCGCGGGAACUGGGCUCGGGCCCCGCCCGGCCGCCGCCCGUUGCCGUGGAAACCGCCUCCACAGGUGUGGCAGAUGUCUCUGGCGCCAUGGAUCACACCUUCUCAGCAACACCAAGAGAUAGGGAAAGAACGUGUUACACAUCUCUGAUUUCUGACAUCUGUUACCCACCUCGGGAGGAUUCUACAUAUUUCACUGGAAUUCUUCAGAAGGAAAAUGGCCACAUCACCACCUCAGAGAGCCCUGAGGAGUUGGGUAGCCCUGGACACUCCUUACCAAAUGUGCCUGCAAUGGAGCCUCGUGGCUUAUUUAGUUCUGAUUCUGGAAUAGAGAUGACCCCUGCAGAAUCCAUUGAAGUCAACAAGAUCUUAGCAGACCCCCUGGACCAGAUGAAAGCAGAAGCCUAUAAAUACAUUGACAUAACCAGGCCAGAGGAGAUGAACCAUCAGGAACAACGUCACCCCAGGUUGGAAGAUAAAGACUUGGACUGUAAGAAUAAGGACAUUGAAAUCUCAGCAAAACCUCAAGGGGUCCCUGAACCUGACAAACCAGUUCCUGUGGAGGGAAACAUCAUCAAGGACCAUUUAUCUGAAGAGUCCACAUUUGCUCCUUACAUAGAUGAUCUCUCUGCAGAACAGCACAGCCCUCCUCUGAUCAGUGCCCCUGUCAAAAUCACGCUGACGGAGAUUGAGCCUUCUGUUGAAACUGCUACCCAAGAGAAGACCCCCGAGAAGCAAGACAUCUGUCUGAAGCCAAGUCCUGACACUGUCCCCACAGUCACCGUCUCAGAGCCUGAAGAUGACAGCCCCGAAUCUGUUACCCCUCCAUCUUCUGGAACAGAACCAUCUGCUGCAGAAUCCCAGGGGAAAUGCAGCAUCUCUGAGGAUGAGCUGAUCACCGCCAUCAAAGAAGCAAAGGGCUUAUCGUAUGAAACCUCGGAGAGCCCACGGCCGGCGGCCCAGGCGGCCGACAGACCCGAGGCCAAGGCCCGCUGUGGGCUGCCGACCCUCCCCAGUCCCCUGGACCAUGAGGCCAGCAGCGCGGAGUCGGGGGACUCCGAGAUCGAGCUGGUGUCGGAGGAGCCGAUGGCCGCCGAGGACGCGCUGCCCUCGGGCUACGCGAGCUUCGGCCACGUGGGCGGCCCCCCGCCUUCGCCCGCCUCGCCGUGCGUCCAGUACAGCAUCCUGCGGGAGGAGCGCGAGGCCGAGCUGGACAGCGAGCUUAUCAUCGAGUCGUGCGACGCCUCCUCCGCCUCGGAGGAGAGCCCCAAGCGGGAGCACGACUCGCCCCCAAUGAAGCCGAGCGCCCUGGACGCCAUCCGGGAGGAGACGGGCGCCCGGGCCGAGGAGCGCGCGCCCUGCCGGCGGGGCCUGGCCGAGCCGGGUCGCUUCCGGCAGGAGCCCCCGGCCGCCCCCCGCGCCGGCCCCCAGCCGCUCUGUGGAGACGGAGCCCUGGCGCCCCAGGAGCCCGCCUCGCAUGGGAAACCUGUGGAAGCUGCAAGCUGCGACCGAGGUCCCGAGGCCACAGAGCGCCCUGGGCCGCGAGCUCCAGGCGCCGCGCCCCCGCUGCUGUUUCUCAAUAAGCAGAAAGCUAUUGACCUGCUGUACUGGCGGGACAUCAAGCAGACGGGCAUAGUGUUCGGGAGUUUCCUGCUGCUGCUCUUCUCCCUGACCCAGUUCAGCGUGGUGAGCGUCGUGGCCUACCUGGCCCUUGCUGCACUCUCGGCCACCAUCAGCUUCCGCAUCUACAAGUCUGUCUUACAAGCUGUGCAGAAAACCGACGAGGGCCACCCUUUCAAGGCCUACCUGGAGCUCGAGAUCACCCUUUCUCAGGAGCAGAUCCAGAAGUACACAGACUGCCUGCAGUUCUACGUGAACAGCACUCUUAAGGAACUGAGGAGGCUCUUCCUCGUCCAGGACCUGGUGGAUUCCUUAAAAUUUGCAGUCCUGAUGUGGCUCUUGACUUACGUUGGAGCUCUCUUCAAUGGCCUGACCCUGCUGCUCAUGGCUGUGGUUUCAAUGUUUACUCUACCUGUAGUGUAUGUUAAGCACCAGGCACAGAUUGACCAAUAUCUGGGACUUGUGAGGACUCAUAUAAAUGCUGUUGUGGCAAAGAUUCAGGCUAAAAUCCCAGGCGCUAAAAGGCACACUGAGUAGAUCGAUCUCCCAUCGGGGACUGGACACAAACAGGAAUGUCUGGAGUGGUAACAGCUCUCUUCUUACUCGUUACUGCAAAUUGAUUGUUUUUCCCCCAGUACCAUAAUCUUAGAGACAAACUUUAAAACAGCUGUUUUCAGGCUGUUUCUGUAUUCAUAGGAUAUUUGAGUCACUUGUGUCAAGCACUGAAGUAUAGAGAAAAGUGUAUUAGAUGUGGUUUUUCAUUUCGUGUUGCUAAAAAAAGUGCAUGAUGGUGAGAGCCCCAGUUAUCUGUCCUUCAGUAUCCUCCUCCUCCUCUCUGCAGCGCUUCUGUAGCUUCUGACAUUCCCCGCGGCUGGGCCUUUCCCGCCGAGUGCACGGAUACAAUAGUGGAAAUCGCUUAUAUGUCCUUAGGUUGCUGGUUGGGUUAAUCUUUAAUAACAAUAUAUAGAAUUGUAGACUGAUGUUUUAGCAGUUUUCCAACACACACAACGUAAAAAUAAAAACAGCCGACCGUACUUAUGAUCAUCAGUUUUGUAUAACUUAAAAUAAUUAAAUAAAUGAAUAAACCCCAAAUGAACACGCGGUACUUUUGUUGUAUGGGAUUGAUGGGCUGAUUUACAUGUGUGGUAACUAAAAAGUACCAGCAUGUUAACUUUAUUACAAUUUGUAUUACUUUCUCUGUAGUUCUUCAUGGACUUAAUU
This is a messenger RNA of Cynocephalus volans (Philippine flying lemur), 3148 nucleotides long. RefSeq names its product reticulon 1 (gene RTN1). NCBI's taxonomy places the organism in Eukaryota, Metazoa, Chordata, Mammalia, Dermoptera, Cynocephalidae. Gene Ontology annotation, cellular component: postsynaptic density; endoplasmic reticulum membrane; neuron projection. The coding region runs from base 134 to 2464 and encodes 776 amino acids. The transcript is spliced from 9 exons. Gene Ontology annotation, biological process: brain development; endoplasmic reticulum tubular network formation; neuron differentiation. The record is from RefSeq and is a predicted model, not a curated record.